AGAGCAAGUGUAUUGCGUAGUGUAGUUAGUUAAUAUUCUUAUCAAAGAACAAGAUGACCCAAAAGGCUACGGUGGCAGCAGCGCUGUUUUGGUUUGUACUACUGGCCAUCUUCAGUGGUACGAUCCAGCUGGAUCUACCCAAGAACUGCGGAAAGCGACAUCAGAAAACGGUCAACCUGAUCGUAGAGGGACGGCCGGCAACCAUCGGCAACUGGCCGUGGCACACGGCGAUCUUCCACCGGGUAGGAACGGGAACACCAGAGUACAAGUGCGGUGGCAGUAUACUGGACAAGAAUACCAUUUUGACCGCCGGCCACUGUGUCCGACUCACCACCGGCAUCAUCGAUCCGGAGAAGCUGAUCGUACAGGUCGGCCGUCAGCGGCUCAUGGUGGCAGACGACCGCGCCCAGGAACACGAAGCGAGCCGCAUUCUGGUGCACAAACGGUUCCGGAUCGGUAACCUCCAGCACGACGUUGCCCUGAUCGUGCUGGCGACGAACAUCGAAUUUACGGAUUUUGUCCAACCGGUUUGCCUGUGGGAUCAAGGCGAUGACCGGCUGUUGAUUCGGGAUCGGCAGGGUACGAUCGUUGGGUUCGGGGCGACCGGAACGGCGGCAUCUUCGGAAACGCUGAACGAAGCGGACCUUCCGGUGGUCGACAAUCAGGUUUGCAUCGACAGCAACCGAGGCACGUUUGGGUUGGCAUUGACCGCCGAUAUGUACUGCGCUGGCAGGAGGGACGGAAAGAAUGCUUGCAAUGGUGACAGUGGAGGUGGAAUGUUCUUCGAGAUCGGCGGUCGCUGGUACGUCCGGGGUAUUGUGUCGUUUUCACCGUCCCAGGCCAGUAACAAUAAUAGAUGCGACCCAUACGAAUACGUAGUGUUCAUGGACGUUGCACGGUAUGUGAACUGGAUCGCUCAACAGCUAAAUGGAACCUUCGUUGAAGCUCCAGCACAAUCCGAUGUCCAUCCUAAGUUGCACCUGUUGAGUCAGGACAUUUGCGGGGCAAACAACUUCCCGUCCGCCGAAGAGUCGGAUAAACCCGUAUUACUCACGUAUCCUUGGAUUGGACUGAUCGAGUACAGUCAGGAGGGAGUCCGUGAGAAGCAAACCCUUUGCCAUGCGAUGCUCAUUAGCGAACAGUAUCUCGUGACGGCAGCCGAGUGCGUCUACAAUACGGGCAAGCUCAGGCCGACCUCGAUUCGGCUGGGUGACUACGACACUUCCAACAGUCAGGACUGUGGUCAAAUCGGUGGUUCCAGUGUCUGUGCACCACCCACCCAAACCCUCAGUAUCGAAACCAUCACCGUCCACCAACAGUACAACAAGCCACGUUUCGCCAACGCUAUUGCCCUGAUACGCGUAUACUCCAAGGCGGAUAUCUCCCGGGACAACAUCAAACACAUCUGUCUGCCGUUGUCGAAGGAACUUCGCAGCUUCAAACCCCCCACCUUCAUCCGUAGCGGCUGGAAGAAUAGCAAAAGUCAACCCCAAAUGCAGCGAACCGAGGUUAAGGUUGUCGAAUCGGUGACCUGUCAGCGCAAGUACAGCGAGCAGCGCAUUCCACUGGAGAAGACAUUCAGGCAGAUAUGUAUUGAACGGGACCCGACCAGCGGCGGUGCCGCGAACUGUGUGUUUGAUGUGGCCGCAGCGCCAUUGCAAGCCGUUCAAACGGUAAACGGAAGCCCACGGUACGUGCUGCACGGGUUGCUUACCUUCGGACCGAAGAAAUGCCACCUGGACUAUCCGAAUGUCUACACCAACGUGGGAACGUACCUUGGAUGGAUUUUGGAUCAUAUUCAACCGUAAGCUUCGGGGAGUUUGUAUGUGUGUUUUAGCUUUUUUUUUAUUAAGGACCUAGAUGCCUUUGUCUUAAUAUCGAGAUAUAAUAUGUAGAAGAGAUUAUACACGUCUUAUCGGUAAGAAACUUAAUAAUACUGAUUAGAAAUAAAUACAUCCGGUUUGAGUCGGUUU
Ochlerotatus camptorhynchus is the source of this 1973-nucleotide messenger RNA. Its product is annotated as prostasin-like. Gene Ontology annotation, molecular function: serine-type endopeptidase activity. The record is from RefSeq and is a predicted model, not a curated record. Lineage: Eukaryota; Metazoa; Arthropoda; Insecta; Diptera; Culicidae. The transcript has 2 exons. Bases 54 to 1808 code for a protein of 584 amino acids. Gene Ontology annotation, biological process: proteolysis.